Drosophila rhopaloa is the source of this 10016-nucleotide messenger RNA. It is a transcript of the gene bark, whose product is annotated as protein bark beetle. The record is from RefSeq and is a predicted model, not a curated record. Bases 284 to 9661 code for a protein of 3125 amino acids. The transcript has 13 exons. NCBI's taxonomy places the organism in Eukaryota, Metazoa, Arthropoda, Insecta, Diptera, Drosophilidae. Gene Ontology annotation, cellular component: membrane.
UAUUAUUCCCCAGUUCGGUUCAGAAGGUGUUCGAUGUUGGACGUGUGCGCUUGAUCCGGGAAAACAUAACGCUUGGCAGCAGUAACUUAUUGAUCUCAACGGUGCUUUGUUGUUGCUUUUCUUGGCUGUCACGUAUACGUACAGUCGGUUCUUCAGAGUCUGUUUAAUAAUCACGAAACUGCCAUGGCGAAUGUGUAAUAAAACACCCUAGUGAAGUAAUUAAUUAAAAGAAAAGCAAACCAAAUUUAACGACAACGAAAAGUGAUACGAAAACGAUGCACAAAUGAAGCUGCAACGACAUAAAACCAACUGCCAACGAAAAAGCAAAGAACCCAGGGAUCCAAAAUGGGUCAGCAUAUGUUUAUGGGCGGUCGUAACGCUGAUUUUUUCGACCCACUUGGCACAGGGCCAAGCCAGUCCCGAAACAGAGGGCUCCAAAGAGGUGGAACUGCUGCAGGAUAAUGACAUCGAGUUCGCCAGUCUCGAUGGCGCCACCCAGCUUUUGCCAGCAACCCGACACUCCGGCGCAGACGUCACCGUGGCGCCACCGACAUCCCCUUCCCCGAUGACGUCAUCGUCCUCCUACACCGAACUGCAAGGCGGGGAAAUCCUCAGCGAACGAAUCCUUCGGCGCAGCGAAAGUCCUUAUUUGGCACGCGAGGACCUCGAGGUGUUAAGGGGAGCCCGAUUGACCAUCGAGCCGGGAGUUACCAUCGAAUUUGCCCCCACCAAAGGACUGAAAAUCAGCGGCGUCCUGCAGGCGGUGGGCACGCCAACCUCAAGGAUUGUUCUGAAGUCCCAGAGUAACACGGCCAACUACAAAUUAGAACUGCCCGAUGACCAGGAGAAGGGCAUACGACUAGUGGAUGGACCCACUCCAGUCGAAGGAAGACUGCAGCUUUUCCACAAGGGAGCUUGGCGAUCCGUCUGCUCCAAUUCGAGAAAUUGGACUUUGACGGACUAUGGAGUGGCCUGUAAGCAACUGGGCUACAGGGGCGGUCGAUUCUGGAACUGGGUUGAGCGAACGGCAGGGUAUUACCCUCGUCUUCUAUACGAACAGCCUAAGUGUAAAGGUGGCGAAAACAAUCUCCAAGACUGCGCUUGGACCUCCCGUCAAAUGGGAGCUGGUGCCUGCGAUUAUCACAAUGAUCUGGGAAUCCAAUGCCUGCCCGUGCAUUCCGAGCCCUUGGGCCAUUGGCGUGGCAUAUAUUUCGAUAAUGCCCCAUCCACGAAGGCUCUGGGCAGGGAUAAUAUCGUUUAUGCGGCUCAGUCGGAGUCCCGGCUCAAAUACGUGGAUAUCAUUAGGGCAGGAAGUGGCCCCGGCUUCAGUGCCAAGUCGGCAGUGGAAGUCCAGGGCUUGCCACCCCAAAUGGAGCAUGUGGUGAUCAGUCAUUCGGCCUACACGGGAUUCAAUAGCACGCGACCAUGGGCAGGAUUCCAGUUGCAGAAUGUUACCGUGAGGAAAUGCAAUGGCAUUGGGGUUUUCGUGAACUCCAGUCAGGGAGCAGUGCAGCUGGAUGGCUGUUCCAUAGUUGAUAAUGCCGGCGAUGGAAUCAAAUAUGUGGGACACGACUUGAGGGGUUCGGAGAGGAAAGAUCGUGCCAGCAUAUAUGAUUUCUGCACUCUACCCACAACUUCCGGCCAAACCUAUCCCAUCUCGCUGUCCUUCACCCAGAAAUAUUACGCGGGCUCUGACAAAGAGUGCGGCAAGUAUUUCUUCACAAGACCAGGAUAUCUGCUAACCCUCCAUUUCGAGCACUUUGUCCUGAUGCAAAACGAAACGGCCACAGUGGAAAUCUACGAUGGAGCCUCCACAAACGAUCGCCUGCUGUUCGAAUGGAAGGCCAGGAAUUUCACGAGACCCCAAAGUGUGACCUCCACGAGGGAGAAAAUGUUUCUGAGGAUAAGAGCUGAUGCCAGGCAGGAAUUAAAUGGCUUCUUCAGGAUGACAUCCGGCGACUCGGUGGCCUACGAUCUGAAGGUAGCCCAGUCCACAGUAGAAGACAAUGGAGGUCGUGGCGUGGCCAUAGAUAAUAUUAGAUCAAAGCUCCAUGUGCACAGUAGUUCUGUCUCCGGAAAUGGUCAUGUGGCCGGUGUUCAUGUGACGAGUGGAGCUGGGGAUGUGAACAUAACCAACUCGAAUAUAAGCUUUAACAAUGGCGCUGGCGUUAAUAUCACCUAUUAUGGUGGCAAUCGUAAUAUCUCCAGAUCAGCCUUAACCGCCAACAAAGGAUAUGGCGUAGCCACCUGGCUGAAUCACACAUCCGACGUAAACCGAAUGGAAUAUAUACCCUUCAACCAAACCAGCGUGGUCGAGUACUCGCAUAUCGAUGGGAAUCUAGAGACUGGAGUUUUUCACGGCAAUUUCUGUCGCCCCAUUUGGGUGAACAUCACAGGAAACCAUUUCAAUGGGAGUCAACAGAACGAUGUAUUCAUCGAAUCCUGUUACCAAGCCACCGCCAAUGGAAAACCCAAUAUGCAGCUGCAACUUGGCCAUAACCAAUUUAAAUACUCCCAGGCAAACUCUAUAAACCUAAGUCCAGCUUUAAAUCUGCAGGGAAGAAUUGAGUACAACAUGUUCCGCUUUGGUUCCUAUGGUUGUCUAUUCAUUAACAACGACUACAUAUAUCCGGAGUUUAAUUACUUCCCUGUUAAGUUGAUUAUACAGAGUAACUACUUUAUGAGGAACAGUGGAGUGCAUGUGGUUUCUUUGGGCCUAUCGCCGUACAGUAGAGCUGAAGUUCAGUACAUACUUUUUACGAGGAACUUUGUCAGAGGAAAUAAUAUCACUGAAGCCUUUGGACCCCUAAUAGCAGGCUCCGAAGGAAGUGAUGGUGCCGGCAGACUAAAUCCCCGAUCUCGAGUAGCAGCACCCGUGGUCGUGGGUUCGAGUAACAUAGACAUAUUCCGGAAUAUCCUGCACAAUCUAGAUUCCAUGUACGAAAUCGGUUCGCAACUCACUGACCAAAGUAAGAUUAUCAAUGCCACCUGCAAUUGGUUGGGACACACGGAUGAGAAUAAGAUAUACGCGCGGCUGUUCCAUCGCAACGAUCGCUAUAAUCUGGCCAAGAUUAGCUAUAUACCCUACUUGCUGCAUAGCUCCAAUCCAGGUUCCACUGCCAUGAUCACGGUUUCCACUGUAGUUCCCCGAUUUUUCCACGAGGGAAGCGAUAUUAUUGGUGGCGAAGUCGAUGGUCAGGAUAUGGUGCCGCCAGGAACCUAUACGGUUACCAAGGACAUCAAUAUCAGACCUGGUGGCAAACUCAUACUCCAGCCCGGUACCACUCUUAAGUUUGAGCCCAGCGUGGGAAUGAUGGUGGCAGGAAAAUUGGAAGCCAGAGGUCGCCGACCCGAUGACAUACUCUUCACCCUGAAGCGAGAAACGAUUAUAGGCGAGCACAAUGACACAGAAACCAUCGACUUGGAUGGCGAAACCGAGGCCAUAGAUAUGGAAACGGAAGCAAUACCUUCGGAUGGUGUGCCCAGGGUUCCAGUUCGAUUGGUCGGCGGUGCAGGAGCGAAUGAGGGAAGACUUCAGAUGUAUCUCAAAGGACGAUGGGGUACUGUGUGUGAUUAUGGCUGGAAUGUCCUGAACGCAGCCUUGGUUUGCCACCAAUUGGGUUACUCCUUGAACCCUCAGGACUGGCGAUUGCUUCGCUCGCAGUUACCAAAUGCAGGCACCUCCGAGGACAUCUUGGUGGCCAAUGUCAGGUGCACGCUUCAGGAUCGGGAUGUCACCAAAUGUCGGGCAGAAUAUGAUUUCGAGAACACCUGCAGUCAUGAAAACGAUGUGGGUCUGCGGUGUUAUGAAGGUGCUUGGGCCGGUAUACGGUUCAGUAUGUUGGCCGAAAGAGCUGAUUUACAAUAUUUAACGGUGGAGAAGGCCGGACUUUUCGACUACACCACCAAUUCCUUUAAGCCGGCCGUUCAAAUGGAUCACGCCCGUCACAAUCUGGAAAAUGUGAGAGUGGUUAACAAUCUUCAAGACGGUUUGGGCAUUGUUUAUUCCGAUAUCUAUGCUGGAAAGUCUGUGAACAACAUCAAGAACUCCGAGUUCUCGGGCAAUAGAGGAAGUGGCAUAAGUCUCAAACAACUGGACUUCAGGAUCUCGGGAUCCAUUAUUAAAGACAACAAAGGCAGCGGUGUUUCCCACGAUGCUGUGAUAUCUGCAUUGGAUCAAAAGGAAAUUGGUGGAUGGUUUAACAUGGCCAGGGACUUCAAUUCCUAUGAUACGGACUACGAUCCUUAUGUUUUGCCCAAUGAGAUCAGCAAUAUCGAUCUGGGAACCUUCGAACACAAGUACAUAAGAACUGAAGAGCUUCUCGGACAAAAUAUCAAUAGGAAAAUAGUGGUACAGUGUCCAGCUGGCUAUGUCAUAGGUAUACAGCUCUUGAAUCCCAUUCACAAUCUGUCUUCGGAGAGCAUAAAUAUCCUGAAUGCCAGAACAGAGAACACAAGGAGUGAUCUGUGGCAAGUUAAAAGAGACUUAACUGUAUUCCCCGUUACCAGUAGCAGUUAUGGCAUUAUAAUUUAUUACGAAAGUGGCUUACAGGCGUUGGGAGGAGCUGUUCUGAUGCUGAGCACUGUCACGGCCCCAGUUCAAAAUAUUAGAAACCGCAUUGUCAGUGGAGCUGUGCCCACCCUAACUAUCCGAUCAACAAAGAUACAAAAAAAUCUAAGGGGCAUCACGGGUAUCUACUACAAUCGCUAUAUAGGCGAUAAUGGGGAGCUAUACUUGAGGAAAGCCAACGAAUCAAUUAAGUUAAUCAACUCUGAGCUGAGUUACAACGAACGAGAGGCUGUACUUAUUAGGUCGCCAUUCUGGGAUGUGAUCUCCAGUAAUUUGUCAGAGAUUACCCUUCACAUAAAUGGUUCUCUGAUCACCCAAAAUGGACUUGGUAUACGACAAAUGUCAAAGGAUCUGCGAUCGUCCAACAAUCUCUUCCAUUACGUGAUACAGGAUACUACAGUGGAGCAGAAUACUCAUGGAGGUUUUCAGGUGUCUCUUCCAUAUGUGUGGCAAUACAACGAGAACUUCACCCACUCGAUUUACUUUGGCAACAGCACUUGGCAGAGAAAUCGCGACUUCCGCAUCUCCAUUUCCGGGCAUUACACGGUCUUCAAUAUAACGUCCAAUGUUUUUAGGGAGAAUAAUUGCCCUGGAGCUCUGAUAUCUCUCGAUGGAAUGGAAAAGCGGCUUCGUUUCGACAACAAUCGCUUUGAAUCGAAUAAUGCCAAGUUUGUGCUGCUCUUCAAAGCGGAUUCCCUCAGUGAGAUUAUCGGACAAGUACCAGCCAGCAUUGAAUAUAAUAGCUUCAAGGGAAAUAACAUUGUAACCAUGACCGCAAACUAUAGAAACCAAUACAUGAAAGCUGCCAGGAGAAUAAGGAAACAACAUAAGAUUCCAUCCUCAGUGAUCCGAUUGGAUGGUGUUCAGAAUGUUCGACUGUAUCGCAAUCUUAUAUCCGAAAAUGAAAUGGACUAUAACCUUGUGGCAGGAGUGAGAUCGGCCAGAUUGAACAACUACUUUGAGGCUAGAGAAAAUUGGUGGGGCACCAAAGAUACCGCUUUCAUAGAGGCUAAGAUAUUCGACUUCGACAAUUGGAACGAUCACGCUGAUGUCAUUUAUCAACCAUUCCUCAUCGAAGAUAGUUUCGAUGCCAGUGUAUCAGUGGUUGUCCCCUUCAAUCAAGAUCAGGAGAUAGAUCUGUUAGCCUACAGAGGUGGCAGGGUGUACAAGGACUUGGUAUUGAAGAAACAGAGUACACCCUACUAUAUAUCGUCGGAUAUUACGGUGAUGCCCGGCAAAACAUUGACCAUAAGCCAUGGUGUCACAAUGGAAUUCGAGCCCAAUGUGGGAAUACUGGUUUUGGGCACCCUAGUGGCCGUUGGCUACAAGGAAUCGCCUAUUGUAAUGAGACCCUUUAGAAAUGCCACCCGGGAAUCUCUGAUUGAUGCUCAGCCCAAGAAACGCGCCCUGGAGGACAUGAGUGCUCCGCUGACCGAAUUCGAUUCCAUAAGACUGUGUACCAGUGCCAAUAACUGCACAGGAGAUGCCGAUGCAUUGUUGGGUUUGAACGAGGGAUUUCUGGAGUACUUCAAUCACACCACUCUUCAGUGGGUUCCCAUUUGCGACAGCAGAUUCACAGAGCGGAAUGCCCAAGUCGUGUGUCGAGAACUGGGCUACGAUCCCCUGAAUGUUUACUAUGGCCACGAUCGGAGGAUCGAGUUCCACACGAAUUCCCUGACCCGAAUUUGGUCAUGGGUGCAACCAUUGGAGUGCCGAGGUGACGAGGACACAAUGGAGGAUUGUGCCGAGCGUUUGAAUGGCCAACUCUAUGGCCAUCGACACGAGUGCCGUUGGGAUGAUGCGUUCGUAUUUGUCAGCUGUAACAGCGUGGCCGAUGAUGAAAUUUAUUGGGGUGGCAUAAGGUUUGCGAACUCGAAGUUCGAGGAAAUCCAGUACGAGCAUCGCUUGCACAACACAAGAUCUCAUGCGAGGUUGCCCUUGAGGGAAAGCCAGUUGGAGUUUGUGCGGAUUGAACAGGCCGGCAUACUGCAUAAUCACAAGGCAGCCGCCAUUCAAGCCAUACACAAGAACCCGUCAAUAACCUCGGUGAGCAUUGAGAACUCUGCCAAUCAUGGCAUAAAUCUGAUAGCUCCCAGUGGUAAAUUGAAUUUGAACCACCUGAACAUUAAUAAAACAUUGGGAACUGGAAUCAGCAUUGUAUCCUUGAGUGGCGAAGGUCGCGAUAGCGAUGAGUCUAGUUUUUCUCCCCUCAAGAAAUUAGAUCUCCCAUAUAAACUGUUUUCCCUGGUGGACAUAUGCGAUCCCCAAAAGGUGCUGACCAUCGAAGAGCGCAUGGUGAUCUACUACAAAUACGAUAAUAACCCCGUAAACUGUGUGAAGAUCUUUACCUCCGCCUUUCGAGCUAAACCAAUUGGUUUCAGAUUGCUACAAUCCAAUCUAUUUAAUCACUCUAAGCUUUAUGGCAGAACCGAUUUUCUAAAACUAUACGACGGCGAUAUCUACAAUGUGACUGCCACAUAUUUGGGCAAAAUCGAAUCUGAUUCGGACAAUCAAAGGUCGUUCUUCAAGACGAAGGGCCCAACGAUGAGUCUUCAAUUGGUGGCCAGUGGUGCUCCCGAAACGCAUGGUUUUAUAGCUGAGGUCGUUACAGUUCCCAUUUCCACUUUGGGUCAAUAUCGCGAUGCUUUGCAUAAUAUUACGGAUACUCAUAUCUCAGGUGCGAUAAAAGGGGCGGUGGCCUACUCUUCUGCGGGUGAGGUCACGCCCACUUUGACUUUAAUAGGAAAUCGGAUAGAAAAGAAUUGCCUUCAAUUGUAUGGCAACUUCUCAACCUGCUCUUCAGCUUUGAAUUUGGAUGUGCAGAACAUGAACUCUUUGUAUUUUAUGAACAACCUGAUCACAGAAAAUCAAGGAGGCUUGAGAAUCCGUGCUGAUUCCCGAGGUUCCGCCACCUCACUUCGAGGCUUCGUUCAUCACAACCUAUUUAUGAGGAAUCACAAUCGUCCUGCUCUCUACGUGGAAGGACGACAAUCAUCGCCGUAUCAGGAAGUAGAGCUCUAUCGCAAUUACUUUGCCCAAAAUAUGGCUGGCUACGAGGAUGUGAUCCGGUUGUGCCAAGUGGUGUCCAACUUCAGCUAUAACUAUGUGCACAGCAAUGUGGGAGGAAGAAUUAUGGAGGUUUCUGGCUUCGAAAAGGUGCGACUGCAGAUCUACCAAACCACGGCUCACAAUGGUUUUUAUAGGAAUUUUGCCACCAACUGGAUGACCCGGGCAACAAUUGUGGCCGGAACAGCGGGUCAGCAAUAUGUGGAUAAUAUUUUCGAGAAUUACGAAAACGAUUAUGAGCUGCUAACCGUCAAUAAUUCCAUUUUGAGUUUUGACUAUGAAAACAGGUCCUUUGAAACCUGGAGCUCAAAGAUCGAUGCUCGCCACAAUUAUUGGAGCUAUAACAACACAAUAUCAGUGCAGUCUCGUAUCAGAGAUAAGUCCGAUGAUCCCAUGUUAUUGGAGGUCUUGGCCGUGCCCUUCCAAAUGAACAAUGAAACUAUCCUGGAUGGUAAAUGCCCUCCAGGAUGGGCUCUUGUUCACGACACCUGUUUCAUCUACGUGGGAGCUCCCAUGACCUUCCAUGAGGCUCGUGAUUUCUGUCGUUCGGAAAACUCCACAAUGCCUUUCAUUCGCACGGACAAGACUACUUUGUGGAAGUAUCUUCAAAGUCAAAUGAGGCACAUGAAGUAUCCGGAUAAGGUUUGGAUUCAGGACUACAAUCACAUCGAACGCUGUACUAGUUUCGUAUUUGGGGAGAUCGAACUGGAGGAUUGCAGCAAGGAGCGCGGUUUCAUAUGCGAAAUGGAUCCUAGGGUCAUCAUUGAUCCCUUGUCUUGGCGUGCAGACAUCUUUGCCAUCAGUAUUAUCUCAGCCUUUGUCCUUGCCAUUAUCCUGCUGAUCCUGGUGGCCUUCUGCUGGUUCGCCAAGUCGAAACAUCGUCAUGUCCAACGACUCCAGCGAAGAAACAGCAUUCGUCAAAGCUUACGAAGCUUGAACAGCAUCGAUCCGCAGGGAUCCCUUCGCAGAAGACCCAAUUAUAACAUGUCCAGCAAUGGAACAUUGUCGAAGAGUCAGGACUACAAGCAGAUGGUGGCCAAUGGUUCCAUUGAUUCCAUGGACAAGAGUGUGCUGAGUUCGGAGGCUGGAAGCUUUGAGGGCUACGAGCCGAAGCCCCACUACAACGAGUAUGUGAAUCAGAAUGCCUUGAGACAAGUUCAGCCCGCACAAGAUCAUCAGAGUCACAAGGUGGCCACCAUUUCCAAGGCGAGUGGCCAUCGGGCGAGAGCUGCUGCCGCUGCAGCUGCCGCCUUGGAACCCGAUGCCUUUGAGCUGAGCUACCGGAACGAGGGAUUCCGGGACAACUCCACCUACGGCGGAGGGACCCGGGCCAAUUCCAUAAGCACCAGUGUGGCAGAGGACACGCCAAUCAUACAUCACACAGACCAGGAGGUCGACGAGGGUGGUUCCGACUACUAUGGCAAUGCCAGUACCCUACCACUUCGAACUGAGGGUGGGGGUGGUAGCACAACGGGCGGAAGGCGUGGUCAACCCGGUUUGGCCUUCCUCAGCGAACUCAAACAGAAUCUGCCCGAGUACCAGAGAAGUUCCCACAGCAGUUUUAUGCCGCAGCGAAGUAGCGGCGAAUCCCUGCCCUUCGAUCAAAAACUGGAUCAAUUCAACUACUCCACGGAGUCUUCACUGUACCGUCCAGCGCCUGCGGUACCCAGUCAGCAGGCAACGCCACCGGACAUGCGACGUCCGGACUCCUAUUAUACGGCCGUCAGGAGCAGCAAAGCUCCAGUCUCACAUUACCGGACACCGAGGCCACUGGCACAACCACCGGCCGCACCAAAAAUGACGCCCUUGGGUGGACCGACGCACGGGCGUCCCAAGACGGUUUACCAAACAGCUUCCGAGGAGUCCUCCCCAACGACCCCCUCACCGCUGACCAAUCCGUACCAUCGCUCCAAGUCGGAGGCCCUGCUGGAGACAGAUUUCGAUGGGGAUGAUGGAACGGGGGGACUGCAGCCCCUGCAAGCUAACGGACGGAGUCACAGUCAGCCCCUGGAAACGGCCAUGUGAAGAGUCGUCAUCCAUUUCAUGCUCUAAUUUAACACUCACUUGACACUUUCGGCUCUUUGCGGACCUGACCAAACUUUCCUUUCUAUAAAUUGUAGUUUUGUCAGCUUCCUUUAGGGUUUAAACCACCACAGCUUCGUAGUUUUUAGUUCGCCUUAAAUAUAUAUCUUUUUAAAAUCGAGAUUACGAUAGAGAGAGACCAAGAGAGACGAACACGCCCGCCCGUUGUUUUUUUUGUGGUAAACUUAGAUCAUUCCAUCCAUUAGCCUUAAGUCUAUGUUUAACUAUUAACGAAACGAAUUAGUUUUAAGUUGUUGUAUAUAAACAGAAAAAUAAAAGAAACAAAUUGAAUAGAUAA